Molecule: messenger RNA, 3995 nt
Organism: Athene cunicularia (burrowing owl)
Lineage: Eukaryota; Metazoa; Chordata; Aves; Strigiformes; Strigidae
Gene: DNAJC5B
Product: DnaJ heat shock protein family (Hsp40) member C5 beta
Exons: 5
Coding region: 193-783 (196 amino acids)
Source: RefSeq, a predicted model, not a curated record
UUCUGUGGAACAGGGCUUCUGGCGGCACUUUCUUCUUUCCUUUUGGAUUAUAUUGGCAUAAAGACACAGAGAUAUUGAACUGAUAAUGUUGUGAGUUUACACAUACCAGAUUGUGUUCCAUCACCUUUUGAAGCAGUCCCUGCUAUUUGGAAUUCUGUUCUACAUUAGCAGCUUUGGUAAUGUACUGCUAACAUGGCUGAACAACGGCAGCGUGCUUUGUCAACGGCAGGGGAAGCGUUAUAUGAAAUCCUGGCCCUAGAGAAGGGAGCAACACAUGAUGAGAUUAAGAAGUCCUACAGAAAACUGGCUCUGAAAUACCAUCCCGACAAGAAUCCAGACAAUCCAGAGGCUGCAGAAAAAUUUAAAGAGAUCAACAAUGCUCAUGCAACACUGACUGAUCUGUCCAAGCGAAACAUUUAUGACAAGUAUGGAUCAUUAGGGCUCUAUGUGGCAGAGCAGUUUGGUGAGGAAAAUGUUAACACCUACUUCAUGCUGUCAAGCUGGUGGGCAAAGGGCCUGUUUGCAGUCUGUGGCCUGCUGACAGGCUGCUACCUCUGCUGCUGCUUCUGCUGCUGCUUCAACUGCUGCUGUGGAAAGUGUAAACCCAAAGCACCCGAAGGAGAAGAGCAGGAGUUUUGUGUGUCUCCGGAAGAUUUGGAAGAGCAAAUUAAGAACGACAUGGAAAGAGAUGGAGAAACACCUAUCGUGCUUCAGCCGACUAAUGCAACUGAGAAGACACAGCUAAUAGGGGACAGCCAUCGGAGCUAUCGCACAGAUUCCUAGAAUGGGCAAACACGACCUGUUGGUGCUUCCCACCAAGUGUCACAGCAAGAAGAAACAAGUGAUAAGCUCUGCAGCCUGUAUUUGUAGUUGUCUUUAAGCUAACCAAGAGUAACCUGAGAGUAAUUUCAUAUCAAGGCAGAAUCUCCCUCUAGGCCACUUCCAAUAGGUUGAUAUCUGCACUCUGCAAGGAGAUACCUAUGGCCAGUACAGAGCUCUGUGGACCAGCAUACUGUUCUCUCAUGGCCUCAAGCUGCCAGGCUCAGUGAGGUAUUCCCCUUUAAUAUUACUCCCUUUGGUUUUAGUUGCUGUCCUCCCUGCCCUCACCUGUGGUUUCACCUCUCAGACACAGUCCUGAAGCCCUUUCUGCACACACUGGCUCCGUCUCUCCCUGCCCUGGGAUGUGAAAUGCUCUUUAGCAGACCUCAGAGGGAAAGUUAGUGGCAAGGCAGAUGGGAAUGUCCUUCCCAGAGAGGAAAUGCUCUUUGGAAAGCAGCUAGUGGCUUGCUGCGGCACAGCCCCAGCAAUUAUAAACCUGGGAUCAUUCUGCUGGGGGUUACAACACAGGUCACUCCAAAUCCAGGAGCUUCAUCCAGCACCUGGAGCAAAUCUAAGCUUUGUGUCAUCCCCUGCACAAGUUGCAAACCCAGGAGAUGGUGAGCAAACGCCCCAUGAAGGAGGAGACAGGCCCUGAGCUGCCCCAGAGCCUCUCUUCUCUCCCCAUAGCCAGUGACAGCCUGGUGGCAAAACUUCCCUGAUCCUGCCUGGACGUGCUGGCCGGCCCCAGCUUCUCCGGCUGCAGCUGCAAUGCGCUGGAAAUUGGUCCCCAGCCAACAGCUUUUUGUCAGCUUGCUUAUUCCACCGUGCCCCUGGCUGCCUGCCUCGCUGCCCGCUGGCACUGGGCUGGGGGCCAUUGUGCCAGCACUGACUCCAGGGCUGUGGCGGCAGCAAGGACCUGGCAGGGCAGGCAAGAAGCAGAGGAGUGACCGUCCUCCUCACAGCCCAGAUCAUAGGGGAGAGCCUGGGUCCUCCCCUCUGCCCCAGGCACAGGGCCUUUAAGAGCACAUGGCAUCAUGGUAAGUAAAGAUGUGGGAUGAGCUGUAGGUUCAGGUGUGCUGCUGCACAAAUCAGUGGAGGUAUGUGUGGCUACGGCUAAAGCAAGCAUGAAGAAAUUAGGCCCCUAAUUUGUAACAGCUAAAGAAAUACCUCUGAGAUCUUAAACUUAGCACUUCCUUGGUUUGAUGUAGUAGUUUAAGCCUCAGACAGCUGAAUUUUUCCUUAUUGAUCAUGUUGCAAUGAUCAUUGUCUGUUCUGUGCAUUUGCUAUUUUUGCUCCUCUAAUCAUAGUGCUGUGGUCCAAAGGGGGAUGUAAUGUUCCACUAAAUUAUAUAGACCGGUGAAUAUAUAGCUAGUCAAAAGUGUUAUUCCCUUCCUUAAAAUUGGAUCCUGUGGUUGUGAAACAUUAUUAUCUUCCUUCUAGUCUCACCUUUCACAUCAGAUGUCAUUCAGUGGCAGCUAAAUAUAUGGGAAAAUAGUGUGUUUCAUAGCACCAGCUGUAACUCCAAAGUCAAGAAAUACUACUCUCAACAUCUCUUUAAAGUUCCUGUAGCACAUGGACAUUUUAAAACCCAUUAAUUCCAGUUCAGGUUAUAUAUCUGUUCUCCAGGUGCAGGCACUGGGACCAGUGAAUGCUCACAUUGCCCUCAGUAAUAGCCCUAUUUCUCUGCUUCAGAGAAGAGGGGAAGUUCUGGCAUGGCUGGGGCUGUGCACAGGCACUCAAUCCCCUCCUACCCGUGGGCUCCUCUUUGUCCUCAGUUGUGUGUUGCAAAUAACUUUGGAGGCCACUCGUAUGUACAUAAAUCCAGAUGGCCAUCCUGCCUGCCCAGCAGUGCUGGGGGGAUGUGCCCAUCCAUCCUAGUGGUUCCAGGGAAGGAGGGUUGAUGAUACCAUCCUGUCACUGAGGAGACCUGACCCCAGAAAACAGGUUCCCAGUGGUAACUGAGUGCUGCAUGUCUUCCCACCAGGUGGCCGGAUCAGAUGGCGUGUGCAUCAGGGUACUAGUGCUGCGAGACUGGCAGAGCAGGUGUCGGGGGGACACCAGCACCCACUCGCCCCUGUGCACAUGCAUCUUUUGGCUCUCUUCACUAUUCCCCUCUGCAUGGUGUUUGCUCUGGUGUAAGAUCUUAUUGCUGAAUGAAGGAGUAGGGAGAAUUUAGUAUGUAAUGAAUCUGCAGGUAAAAUGAUUUCCUAAGUUUUACUGGGAGAGAAAUUCACCAUGAAAGUGUGCAAAUGUUAUGUAGUGACUAUUUCCAGCAGAGAGCUGGAAAAGGCUUUGGAAGAAGAGUCUAGUGUAAAGCUACACAUUAGACAUGGAAUUCUUUCCCAUGUGAAACCCCUCCUCCUGCUCCCCAUGGAAGUCACUGUGAAUUGCACCUUUGAUUUUAACAACAGCUACAGAGCAGGCCUAAAGCCAGAGAGGGAAAGCUAAAUCCCAGAUUAGCAAAAGCAGUUGGGUAUUUUUUUCACAUCCAACACCUUUGAUGUCUCUCAGGACCCCACUCUAUGGGCCAGAGCCAAAGUUUACUGAAAUCAAGGAAAUGAUCUCCAUGGGCUUGAGAUGUGUACUGCAAGUCAGGUGGUUCUUAUUUGCUCUUUCUAAAUGAGAGAUUUUUCUUGGGAAGGAUUGAUGACUCAAUCUCACAGUGUGAUGCAAAGUUGGACAAAUUCCUGAAUGUUUGCAAAGCCCUUUUACAGACAUGGGGGUCUGUACAGAAGAGCCACAAGGUAUUGUCUUAGCCAAAAACCUCAGAACAAUUUCAUGACCAAGCCUCUGAGUGGGUUCUCCAGGACUUGCAGCUUAAAAAUCUGAGUAUCUGAACCCAUGGUUUAAUUCCAAAGAGGAAACUUAGUUUUCAGAGUACCAGGGCAUUUGUUUUUCUCACUGCUGUCAGGAUCAGCUAGUCUGAGGACACAUGGAGAAAGGAUAAAUAAGGAUUUCAGGAUUUAACUCUUCGAUGUGAUGUUACUCAUUUGUUUUAUUUUCAGAAAAGUUUCUAAUGUGAACAUAACUAUGCUUACAGGAUCUGUUUCUGUGUAAAGUUCAGUUGCACACCCAUUAAUCUUUUCAAAAUGUACAGAUCUCCAAAUUUUUGUUCUGUUUUGCUGCAUUUAUUUAUAUGUAAAGUACUAUACAUUCAAAUCUACAUUUGCUUUCAA